Molecule: messenger RNA, 3395 nt
Organism: Mytilus californianus (California mussel)
Lineage: Eukaryota; Metazoa; Mollusca; Bivalvia; Mytilida; Mytilidae
Product: nose resistant to fluoxetine protein 6-like
Exons: 16
Coding region: 362-2596 (744 amino acids)
Molecular function (GO): acyltransferase activity, transferring groups other than amino-acyl groups
Source: RefSeq, a predicted model, not a curated record
GAAAACGAAAAGAGUUGUCCGAAGUCAUAAUACAGUCAUAAUUGAUUUUCAUGAAACACUUCAAACAAGAAAUUGCCAUGCCAAUGGACAGAAGUUUAAAAUGACUUUUCCCAGUUGUUGAAUAGAUGAUUCAAUGACGUACAAUAUAAAUGUUUCAUUCUACAAUAUUACAAGACCACACUUCAGUGAUAAGAACAACCUGAUACUUAUUUUAUCUAGACCCAAAGUUGAUAAACAGUGUACAAACAGAUCUAUUUAUAGUGAUUAAAUAUCACAUGGUUGUUUUGUCACUGCCAUUAAUAAACAAUAUUUUAUACCUGCAGUGUUUUAUUUGGCUUUUUGAAACAAUGUACACCUAACAAUGAACAAAAUCACAGAUUUCUGCAUAUUUUGUCUGCUGAUCCUUGCAGUAUUAUCUGCAUAUGUCAGUGCAGGUGAAGAAAACCUGCUUUGGAGGAACACUUAUCAUCAGUUUGGUUAUGGUUUACAAUACCAGCCAGAAUCUCAACACACAACAGUGGAAUAUAAUGAUGCUAUAGAUCUGUUACUUAGAAAUGGAAUAAAAUCUCUCCUGAUGAAGAAGUCUCAAUACCUUACAGGUCACUUUGCCAUUACUCCAAACAUAAGUAUAUCUGCUAUCUGUAUGAAUGACACAUUGAAGAUGAUUCAGGAUAUAACCAAUGGAACAACCUAUGCAUUUGAUAUGCUGGACUCUGAUGGGAAACCUGGAAGUGGUAUAAAGCAUGGAAACUUGAUAUGGACUGGUAACCAUCCACAGUGUAAACAAGCCAGGGGACCAGGUUUUAAUGGUCAGAUGUGUUCUGUUUUCACUAAUGCAGGCUACAGUCAGUUGAAUUUGCAUUUAGCUUUUGGAGCAUGUUUACCAGACUCUUGCUCUGAGACAGAUGUUGGAGUUAUAGUUUGGGAUGCAUUGCAAAUUAUUGAUGCACAGUUAAAAGUCUUAAUAUACCCAAUUGGAGUAUCCUGUCCACAAGAUCUAAAAUAUGCUAAGAAAGAUAUAGUAGCCAUAGUUGUUUCCAGUAUCAUAGCUUUUGCUGUUGUCAUGGGAACAUUGGCAGACAUUGUAUACAUUUAUUUAGACAGUAGUAGUGACAAAGAUACUAUCCAAGUACGAUCUGAUAGUCCACCAAAUUAUAACGGUAUUCCUGCCAAUAGUGUAAAUGAUACUACAGAGAGAUUAGGACUUUUAUCAAAUAUACCCAAAAAUGAAGUUCUUUAUGGAGAAAGUCCACCAAGUUCAUGUAAUUCUGUUCUGAAACAGAUCAUUCUUUCUUUCUCAUUAAUAACUAACACCAGAAAACUCCUAAACACAUCUACAGCGUCUGGUUCGCUUACAGCUAUCAAUGGAAUGAGGGUUUUGAGUAUGUGGUGGGUGAUUUUAGGUCAUACCUAUGGAUUUCUACCUUUUCUGUCUCUUGUAGAUAACGUGCUUGACUUUGUGGAAUUACUUAAAAGGUUCUCCUUUCAAGCUAUAAUGAAUGCCACAUAUUCUGUGGAUACGUUCUUCUUCAUGAGUGGAUUGCUUGUGGCAUAUACUGUAAUAAAAAAACUACGGGAUGGAGGAAAUAUUAACUGGGUUAUGUUUUAUAUUCACAGAUUUUGGAGACUGACUCCAGUAUAUGCCUUUGCCAUUCUGAUAUGGACAACCUUAUAUAAACGUUGGAUAUGGAACGGCACGUUUGCUACUACGAUGAGGCAAACUGACCCAUGUGAUAAAUAUUGGUGGACAAAUAUUCUUUAUAUUAACAACUUUCAUCCAAAUUAUGGAAGUCUUAAUAAACAGUGUAUGGGUUGGGGAUGGUACUUGGCUAAUGACAUGCAGUUUUACAUUUUGAGUCCAUUGUUUCUGAUACUUCUACACAAAAUGAAAUAUGUUGGACAUGGCGCUAUGUUAUUUUUCCUGACUGGUUGUCUGACAUCAAGAAUGAUAACAGCAGAUUACUAUGGGAUGAGAUUACCAGGAAUUAAUACACCAUUGAACCACACCCAUGAGGCUUGGGCUGAUUCCUCUCCAUUAUAUAAUAAACCAUAUACAAGAAUAGCACCAUACCUAGUGGGCAUGUGGCUGGGAUAUUUAUUGGUGAUAAACAGUAACAGAGUCAGAUUGGGAAAGAUAAAACUACUGAUAGGAUGGUGUGUUGCCAUAACAAUAGGAAUUUCUAUCAUCUAUGGGUUGUAUGGAUUUUACAAAGAUUUCCCUGUCAUCCACCCUGGAAACAAAUCAGAAAGUAUAGUUUACAUUGGCUGUAGUAGAUUUGGAUGGAGCAUAGCUCUAGCCUGGGUCAUAUUUGUAUGUGCGACUGGUCAUGGAGGACCAGUGAACACCAUUUUAUCAUGGAAGGUUUGGGCCCCUCUAGGUAGACUAACUUACUGUGCAUACAUAGUCCAUCCUGCUGUGAUAUUUUACUUUGGUAUAACAAUGGAGAAGACCCUGCAUUAUACAGAUUUAGUCUUUGUACAACAGUAUAUUUCCUUAGUGGUGGUUUCUUAUGGUGUGGCAUUUGUAUUGUCUAUGACGGUGGAAGCACCUAUGCUGGGACUGGAGAAAGUUUUGUUUAAGAGAUGGUUAAAGUAGAAAUCAAGUACAACUGUUUUAUUUGUGGACCAUAAUUUGAUACUAAUAGUAUUGAGAGAUGUAUUCUCAUUUUUAGAAAAAAAGAUGAAAAAUUAUAGAUCUUUACUGACUAUAUCAUGCUAUAUGGACACAUUUUAUGUAUUAUCUUGAUGCUGUUUCUAAGUAUUUUGGUGCAAGCAUUAUAAAUGCUUUAUAACUGCCUCUGAGUGUAUUCAGAAUUUAGUAUUUAGUAGAAUUGUUAGAAUAUUUGAUCUGAAAGUUAUUUUUUAAUUAACUUCUUGAGAAAAAGAAAUGAUUAAAAUAACACAUGUGUAGUGUUUUUAUUUUUAAGCAAUGAUUUUUGAAGCAAAGCUUUGUAAUUUUUGGUAAGUUUUAGUUGUUUUUUCUGAGACAGGAAGAUGUUUAAAGAAUGAAAAUUUUUAACAGUCAUGCAUGAUAGAAUUAUGUAUUACAAAUCUCAUUUACAAUUUUACAGAUCUGAACAUUUAUCAUGUUUACAAAAAAAAUAUGACAGUAAAUAAGUCAUAUUAUAAAGAGUUAUCUCUCCUGAUUUUGCUAACUGCAUUUGAUGUAAUUUUUGUAGUAAUUUUUUUUUUAAGUCACAAAUAUAUCUAAAUAAGUAUAGAAAUUUAUUGAGCCAAUUAUUUAUACAACAACAAAUUGUUUAAGAUUAUAUGUUGAUGUAGCAAUUAUCAUAAUAUAACCUUUUUGUUUUGAUAAAGGUAAGUUUUUGUUAUUGAUUUUUAUGUGUUAAUAUAAAUCAUUGUAGUACGACUGAAGACAUAUUUUGGUAAUUUUU